UUGCGCCAGGAAGCCAGUGGCCCGCCUUUUCAGAGGGGGGUUUUGUUGUGCGAAAACUCUGCGGGAAGCCAGAACACCAACGACCGCGUUCUUGCAGCAAAUCAUGACGUCCAGCAGCUCUUAGAACAAGUGAACAAGUUCAUCAAUGAACUCACGGCCGACCUGAUGCGGAACCCCUUUGGUGCCGACUGGCGGAAGAAAUUCACUGAGCUCAAGCAAGAAACCAUCGAGAUCCGUAAGGAGGUGCAUGCCAUUCGAAUCGCAACCACUAUACCGGCGAGGAAUCAAACAGGACCAUCAGAACAAGUAUUCUCAUACGUCGAGGCCCUCAAGCGUGGUACAACGGCACCCGCCCACUUCCUCUCAGCUCAUGGAUCAACCAGCACCCAGGCGGCCAGCCCCUCUGAGCUUUCGAAGGACCAGCUCGGAGAUCAGGAGAUAGCUGAGAAGCCGACGAUGCUCGCGGCUGGUGCGACCGCGGGCCCAGACCCUGUUUUGGCCGCCAUUCAGUUUGUGGCAGCCCGCCAGCUGAAAUCCGGGGAUCUCAGCGUCAGGCUGAGAUCGACCAGAGAUGUCGAGGCUGCCAGGAUCCAUCGGCAUGAAUGGAUCAGACAUUUGUGGAAGGGCGCUGAGGUACGACUGCCGUCCUACGGUGUAGUGAUCCACGAUGCCACU
Messenger RNA from Penicillium canescens, 675 nucleotides. RefSeq lists its product as uncharacterized. The record is from RefSeq and is a predicted model, not a curated record. The annotation marks the transcript as partial. NCBI's taxonomy places the organism in Eukaryota, Fungi, Ascomycota, Eurotiomycetes, Eurotiales, Aspergillaceae. The transcript has 3 exons.